CGAUGUGAUCGGUUCACAACAGAAAUCGUGAGAAGAAGGAAAGAUCGAGACGAGAUACGACGGUGUGACAUCGAUCCAGAACAAUGCGAAGAGUUGUCGUCAAUAACUUGAGAAUUGUUUACCUCCAGAAAGGUCUUUUUUAUAUAAAGAAAUAGAGCACUGUGCAUUUUCUAGAAUCAAGUGAUUUUAAUAAGAAGUUUGAGAAGGAUUAGUGGAGUUUGAUGAGGUUUGAAAGGCCUACAGUAAAAUUAUUUAAUUUCCAAGAGCGAAGGAAUUGAUUUUUUCAUGAUAAAUUAAUUCUGUCUUUGUAUAAUUCUAUAGAAUAGUAAAAGGACGUAGCAGAUCGAUUCUACUUUACCAUGGUCAAGAUGUACAGCCAACUGGCACGAAACUAGCGAUCUCUGUUAUAAAAUUAACAGUUUGUUCUAAAAAGAUUCUACUACUCUAAAAAUACAGUGUCGAGUUCGAUUUGACCGAGACCUAACGAUAAGUGCAAUGAUUUAAUUCGAACUAGUGAUGAUAAAAGAGAAGGUAGACCGUGACAUUAACGUCGGUAUCGCGAUUAGCAGAUCUAUUUUCAUCAGAGAGCACGGGGUAACAAACUUGGGUCUAUAAGCAGAACAACGGUCGGAAUAGACGGUGUGCAGGUACAUGUCUUCAUGGUGGUUGUCAGCUCGCUAAUUAGCGACAUCACCGAGAAAAAGAAGAAGAAACGCGACGAGCGGACGCGAAUUAAUUAACGUGUCGAUCCGUCCCAGCUGUGUGAUACAAUUAAGCAUCGUCCCGGAAAUUCCAGUCACAUUUGCUUGUCACCUUAACGAGCAAGCUGAAAACACCGUCAAGGAACACGGUGUACCUUGUUUCAUGAUAUCGUGAUACAUGUGGUAUAAUUUCACUUAUUCGUGAUGUGUUCAUUCAUUGAAUUGAUAUAAACUGAUAGAAGAUCGUGAAAAGGUGAUCAAGUCUGAGAAGAAUCAUGGCUGGGGUCGAUAAUCUUGCGUACGAUGCUCCUAAAACACAGUCGGCGGUGCCGGACAUGCACGAGACCCUGUCUAGUUUUCCGGAACAGUUCGGAGACGGUCCGAGGAAACCGGAAAUAAAGCCGGACGCGCCGAAGGAAUCGGACAGGUCGACGGAUAAUCCAAAGUGUGGCUGGUUAUGGUUCAGGCCCAUCUCCUUGCAGAAAUUUCGAACCGCGAAAUGGGCGUUAUUCUGGCUGUGUUGGACAGGUGCAAUACAAGGAAUGGUGGUGAACGGUUUUGUAAACGUCGUUAUCACCACGAUAGAAAGGAGAUUUGGUUUGAGGUCGUCGCAAACUGGUCUGAUAGCAGGAGGAUACGACAUAGCUAGUUUUCUGAUCCUUGUCCCAGUUAGCUAUCUAGGUGGACGUUCGAAAGCAUCGAAACCAAGGUAUAUAGGUAUAGGAGUUCUAGUCUUAGGAAUAGGAAGUCUGCUAUUCGCGUCUCCCCAUUACCUUGCCGGACCUUACAGAGGUGGCCAGCAAUCAGAAAACAUGUGUCAGAGGGUGAAUAACACCUCGUCCCGUUCAAUAUCCUGUAAUGGAUCCAUGGGUCAAACAGACCAGGAGCCGUACAGUGGAUUGUACUUAAUUAUCUUCCUAAUGGCUCAACUUCUUCACGGUGCCGGUUCCGCUCCUUUUUACACUCUCGGUGUCACCUACAUAGACGAGAACGUGUCGAAGAAAAUGUCCUCUGUGUACGUGGGAAUUUUCUACACGAUGGCCAUAAUAGGACCCGCGUUAGGCUACGUAAUUGGAGGCGAACUGUUGAAGCUGUACACGGAUUUCCUCACGGUGGACCCGUCCGAAAUUGGUUUAACACCGGACAGUAACGUGUGGGUCGGAGCAUGGUGGAUAGGUUUUCUAGGGGCUGCGGUUUUGUGUUUCGUCAUUGCUAUACCGAUCUUGGCGUUUCCUCCCGCGUUGCCAGGUUCCGAGGAAUUAGCCAAGGAAAGAGUAUCGGAAGCGCACGAGAAGCAAUCGAAGCAAUCCCCCUCGAGCGAAAGCGGGGAGGCAUUUUCAAAAAUACGCGAACUGCCACGAGCACUGACCGAUCUGCUCGGUAAUCCGGGCUUUUUCAUGUUGAACCUGGCAGGUGCAAGUGAAGGAUUACUUAUAGCUGGUUUCGCUGCGUUUCUACCGAAGCUGAUCGAAAAUCAAUUCAACGUCAGCGCUAGCUCAGCCGCGUUACUAAUGGGUUUGGUGACCGUGCCUGCAGGCGGCGGGGGUACUUUUCUCGGUGGUUAUCUCAUAAAACGCUUUAAUCUGCCCUGUUCAGGGAUUUUGAAGUUCUGUCUGCUGGCCACCGCUUCCUGUAUCGCUUUCACUUUGUGUUUCGUUUUAAAUUGCCCGAAUUUGAACUUUGCUGGAGUUACGGUACCCUAUCCAGGCCAGACCAAAAAAUCUUUCUCGUUGGAUGCCGCGUGCAAUAACAACUGCGGUUGUUCAAGAUCAGAAUUCAGUCCAAUAUGCGGUGUGGAUGGAAUCACGUACUAUUCUCCGUGCCAUGCAGGAUGUUAUCAGGAAACGCGGAUAAACGACGUCGAAGUAUACUCGGACUGCGCCUGCAUACGCGCACCACCGAUUAACUUAACUACCGGAAGCGAUGUUAUAACCUACGAGGCGAUAAAUACAACUUGCAACACGUCGUGUUCCUAUCUGUGGCCCUUUAUAGCCCUAGCAUUUUGCAAUAUGCUUAUUACAUUUCUCUGCACCAUGCCAGCACUAUCGGCGACCCUUCGGGUCGUUCGAGACGACCAAAGGUCGUUCGCUUUGGGUAUUCAGUGGAUUAAAGUUAGGAUACUGGGCACCAUACCAGCACCCAUGGUUUUUGGUGCUCUUAUAGACGAUACUUGUAUCUUGUGGAACGAGACAUGCGAGGGCAGAGGAGCUUGCCUCGUUUAUGACAAUUUAUAUAUGAGCAGGUACAUGCUGGCGUUAGCUUUUAUCGGCAAGGCAGCGUCCCUUCUUUUCUUUUUCUUAGCCUGGUGGACGUAUAUUCCACCUGGAAGCAGACAAGCUGAUCAAAAUUCAAGGGAAGAACCAACGACGACGUUAAUGUUAAACGAUACAUCACACGAAACACCGACCACGCCGGCGACAAUAAAUCCUAUAAUUGACGCGUAAAACGCAAUACCGCAUUCCAUUGAAUUCGAUAUAGUAAAUAAUCUUGUUUUAAUGGAAGAUUUUUAAUGUUAAUACAGCUUACCGAAGAAAAUAACUGCAGUUUCAAGAUAACGUGUUUGCUCUUGACUUAUUUAAAAAUGGAGGGAAACACCGUUUACAACCUGGACUGCUCAGAGAGCACUAACGAUAAAUGUCAAUGGUGCGACAUCUGGUGUUUUCAGAUAUAAUUAAGCAAGGAUGCCAAGACCAUAAAUAUUUUCGUAAUGGAACGGUAUUUGAAACAAUUUAGCGUAUAUACGCAGUAAAAGUAUAAUUUCAAUAAACAUUUACAUUUACUAGUCAAUGUAAUUGCGCCACAUUUAUAGGUUACGUAGGGGCGGGUGGAGUUGCGCGCGAAAGUGUUUCAAUUUGAAUUAAUGCAUUUUUAAUCAAAUGCGCAGCUGUGUACUUUUAAUAGCAAAAACUUAAAUUUCAUAUGCGGAUAUAUUGACUAAUCAAUGUAAUGUAUGUAUAUACAUAUGAACGUGUUUGAUAACUGUGUUUAUAUUUCGCUACGGUGUAAGUAAGCAGAUGUACGAUGUAAAUUAAGUAGACUGGUAUUUAUUUAAUAUUAUUACUCUUUAGUAGUCAUCGUUUACGAUUACCGGGGAAAACGCUAUUUCACUCGUAAGUAUUUUAUAAAGGAUUUGUAACAGGUACACUAAUUUAUUCUUACUAUAAGGGAAGUGCAAAUAAAAUUUGCAUAUUAGCGGGAAAUUUGAAAUAUAAAAACAUGGUGGUAGCGAACUAAACUACGCUACUCAAGUGAGACGAUUUAGUUCGACAAUUGUUUAGGAUUGUACAGAUACAUUUAUACAAAUAGCAAUAUAUAGGGUGUGUUGUAAGAGCUGUUCACUGCCAGAACUAUUGUAAAAAAGCUCAGAUAAUUGUUUUUAUUAUCGAAAUUCGAUAAGAAAUAUAUAUCCUGUUCUACAUGUGAAAACUAUAAGUACCAAGUGUGAGAAACAAUUGGCAAGUGCACUUUGUAGUCCUUUUUCGAUGUUUAUUGAACGGUAUUUCUUAACUCGAUAUAAUUAUUCGUUAGAUUUUGAUAUCAAUAAAAAUGUACUGACAAGUAUUAA
Osmia bicornis bicornis is the source of this 4266-nucleotide messenger RNA. RefSeq names its product solute carrier organic anion transporter family member 4A1 (gene Oatp26F). The transcript has 13 exons. Gene Ontology annotation, biological process: transmembrane transport; sodium-independent organic anion transport. The coding region runs from base 977 to 3145 and encodes 722 amino acids. Gene Ontology annotation, molecular function: protein binding. NCBI's taxonomy places the organism in Eukaryota, Metazoa, Arthropoda, Insecta, Hymenoptera, Megachilidae. The record is from RefSeq and is a predicted model, not a curated record. Gene Ontology annotation, cellular component: membrane.